This is a messenger RNA of Pelobates cultripes (western spadefoot toad), 14219 nucleotides long. NCBI's taxonomy places the organism in Eukaryota, Metazoa, Chordata, Amphibia, Anura, Pelobatidae. The record is from the annotation of a GenBank genome assembly.
GCUUCCUGUUCCUGCCCUGCUGUGUGCUCCCUUCCCUCCUUGCAGUGGAAGUUCAGUGAUCGCUGCUUGCAGUGAGCAUGUUGUCCCCGGAGGGAGAAGAGGAGUCUGGGUUCCAUGGAGAAUCAGACGAGGUGGAGCUGGAUGUGGAUGCCUCGUUUCCUCUGGAUCAGGAGAUGGAGGAGGGCGAGGAGUCGGAUGUGGGACCCUCCUUAGAUCCUUUUUGCUAUGUGCCCUACAGGUAUCGCUGCGAUAUAGCUUAUUAUUGGGGAUUAAUAAAUCCGACAAGGCUGGGGUGGCCAUAAGGUAGAGCUCUGCUUUGGGUAGCCUUAAAGGCUGACCAAGCAUGAUGGGAGUUGUAGUUUUCUAGCAGCCUGGGUUUUGCCUUUUGGCCACUGCUUGGAUAAAUAGAGUAAUAUGUGAGGAUAGUGGUCGUGGUGCUUGGAGUAAUUAUAGGCCGUCCACUAGAUGUCAAAUGAUAAUGGUGUCAUGGCACUUAGAACUUAAACUGAGUGGUUUAGAAUUUUAGGAAUAGGAAUAAUUUCAAUUUUGGGGGGGCUUUUUGAAAAAAAAUCUUUUAAAUGAGGGUCAGACAGCACAUUUUCAUAUUGUUGCUUAUUUAAUUAGGGUUUUAGAAGUAUGUGUAUUACGGGGGUAAAAUAAAAGCACAGGAAUGAAUAUAUUCUUGUAUAACUGCUAGAACAUUUGUCUCCCAAUUAAACGACAGAAGGGGUUUAAAGGGUUACAACAACCACCAUGAUCACUUUAGUGAUUUGAAGUGGACAUGGUGGUAGUAGUAUGUUAAAGGGACACUAUAGUCAACUGAACAACGUUAGCUUAAUGAAGCAGUUUUGGUGUAUAGAACAUGCCCCUGCAGCCUCACUGCUCAAUCCUCUGCCAUUUAGGAGUUAAAUCCCUUUGUUUAUGAACUCUAGUCACACCUCCCUGCAUGUGACUUGCACAGCCUUCCAUAAACACUUCCUGUAAAGAGAGCCCUAUUUAGGCUUUCUUUAUUGCAAGUUCUGUUUAAGAUUUUCUUAUCCCCUGCUAUGUUAAUAGCUUGCUAGACCCUGCAAGAGCCUCCUGUAUGUGAUUAAAGUUCAAUUUAGAGAUUGAGAUACAAUUAUUUAAGGUAAAUUACAUCUGUGUGAAAGUGAAACCAGUUUUUUUUUUUCAUGCAGGCUCUGUCAAUCAUAGCCAGGGGAGGUGUGGCUAGGGCUGCAUAAACAGAAACAAAGUGAUUUAACUCCUAAAUGACAGUGAAUUGAGCAGUGAAAUUGCAGGCGAAUGAUCUAUACACUAAAACUGCUUUAUUUAGCUAAAGUCAUUUAGGUGACUAUAGUGUUCCUUUAAUGCAGUGUUUCUGCUUGAGUAAUCUGCACUUUUGAGCUAGUUAUACACUUGGACAUCAGAGCUUCCAUUGUUGUGAUGGAGGCUCUAAUACUGCGAGCCAGUCCUUAUUAAUUACAAAUAUACAGUCCAUUGCAUAUACAGCCAUUUCUCAUAAUACACAACAGCUGACUGUGUUACGUGGGUGUUCUAUAGGGUUCAAUUCACUAAACUUCAAUUUAUAGAAAAUUGAAAUCUGAAUGGAAGAACUUUGUCUAAAAUUGCCACGCUGUUACUGUAGCAAGAUUGGAGAAUAUUUACAGAUCAGCUGUUGCCUAGACGUAAUUGUUGUUAUAGUUUUCAGUACAUCACAGCAAAUCAAAAAUCAUUACUUACAAAGUACAAACUGUUUUUUUUUUUUGUUUUUUUUUAGGAUAAUAUAUCUUUUAGCAAGAGUCAUACUCUGUUGUUGCUAACAACAUUAAAUGUCUAUUCUCGUGAGAGCUGUUCAAUUUUAGAGGUAUAAUACAAAUAACAAGAAAACCACUGUUGCAGUAGGUUCUCAUACAAGGAAUUGGCUGAGCCAAUACUAGUCUUCACAUAGCGUUGUAUGAGAUUGAUGACUUUACCCCGUGCAGCAAGUAGUUAUGUGAGUUGUAACUCAGAUGUCUGCUAAGAAUGCCUGGGAUUCACUUCCUUCAUGCAAAUCAUGGAAGAAGCAGUUUGCAUAUGAUAUUAGAAGCAGAGGGUAGACAAUGUUUAAUUCGUGGUUCUUAAAGGGACACUAUAGGCACCCAGACCACUUCAGCUCAUUGAAGUGAUCUGAGUGCAGUAUCCCUGGACCAUUAACCCUGCAAAGGUAAUUAUUGCAGUUUUUAAUAAACUGCAAAAUUACCUUUGGAGGAUUAACUCCACAACUUUGUUUUCCUGGCACUAUAGUUUUUCCUUUUAAUUAAAGGACUCUAUAGGGUUAGGAAUAAAACUAUAGUGUUAGGAAUACAUGUUUUUAAUCUGCCUAUUUAGGGGGUGGGUGGGGGUGUGUGUGGGUCUCAGUCUCAAGAUUUAGUUUAUCUUUUUGCCCUUGCCGCACUGGUCUUGGUCCUGGCAUUCUGCCUCCUUGGCUGAGAUCAUCCCUCUAGGCCCUGUGAGCAAAGGUCUGAAUUACCCCUUAAAUUUAGGGAAAGCAAAAAACAGUGUACAAGAGAAUACUGGAACAGCUCCAUUUGCUUGCUUUUCGGUGGGUCCCCGCUCAGAUUUCAAGCUGGUUUUAGGUUAUGUUAUACCAUUACAAAGAGAACCAAGGCCAUUUUGCAUAUCCAACUGAUCCCACUCAAAAGGUUGGUCCAGAUUCGAAAUGCCGGCUGUCUCCGUCAGCACAGAACUUAAAACAACACCAGACGAUUGUUUCUGCCGUCUUAGGCCUCAUCAGUGAGGUAUAUCUGAUACCCGUCUAGAAACAUUAGAAGGCUAAUGCACAUGCAUGACAAAAUUCCCUGCUGCACAAAUCAAAUGCUGCUCUUUGAUUCUAUAAAGCGGCAAUAUUUUACAGUGCAGGGUUAAAACUGCAGGGCCACUGUACCCAGAUAACGUCAUUGAAAUUAAGUGAUUUGGGUGCCUUUAGUUGUCCUCUAAGUCAAAGGAACAUUGCGAGUACCAUAACCCCUUCACCAAAUUGAAGUGGUUAUUGUGUCUGGAGUUUGUGGGAGCCAGGUCCUGCAACACUACUAGACAUUCUAGUCACCUAGAGCUUGGCAUCCUUUCACCUCGUUGCGUACCAAUUCUUACCAGGGAUUAGCAUGUUCUCAGCCAGUCACUGCCUUGAUAUGGGGGGAAGCAGAUUGCUGAUGUCAUCCAGAUUAUUAGCAAUCAGUGCUGUAGGACAGAGGCACCCAUUGUUGAAAUUGUAUGACCCUUUCUGGUAUAGCUCAUUGCAGUGAAUUGUUGCUAAGACAAGCACCCACUAAUCCUUGAGCCAGGUGUAGGCAACCUUCAGCACCCCAGAUGUUGUAUACUAUAUUUGGGGGUGGGCUCCAUUUUAUUUAUUUUUUUUAGGGUUAUUCACUAAAGUGUGAAUUUCAGAUUAACCCCUUAAGGACCAAACUUCUGAAAUAAAAGGGAAUCAUGACGUCAAACAUGUCAUGUGUCCUUAAGGGGUUAAGGCCGGAGUAGCCAAAGUGGAAGCAUAACUGACUUUUUUUUUUUUUAGUAUGUCCAUAUUUUAGUAUGUUAGGAAGAAAUGUGUGUCCAAAUUUUAUUGCAUUUAUUAAAUAGCACAUUAAAAAUUAUGCAAAAAGAAUACUGCGUAAAAAAGAGAAAAAAAAUGCUACUAGAUCCUAUAUGUUUUAGCAGAUGGAUGACUCUUCCUUAAAGGGACACUAUAGUCACCCAGACCACUUCAGCUCAAUGAAGUGGUCUGGUCGCAAUGUCCCUCAGGUUUUAACCCUUCAGAUGCAAACAUAGCAGUUUCAUAGAAACUGCUAUGUUUACAUUUGGGGUUAAGCCAGCCGCUAGUGGCUGUCUUCUGGACAGCUACUAGAGGCGCAUCUGCGAUGCUGGGGGCAUAUUAUGCCUCCAUCGCGCAGAGCGUCCAUAGGAAAGCAUUGAGAAGCUGCCGGGGGAGCUGACGUCGGCGGGGGAGGAGAGGUUACCAGCGCCGAGGGAGCCCGGUGCUGGAAUAAGGUAAGCUGCUGAAGUGGUUACCCUUCAGCGCCACAGGAGGGGGGCCCCGAGGGUCUGGGCACCCUGAGCGCACUAUAGUGUUAGGAAAACUGCUUUGUUUUCCUGACACUAUAGUGAUCCUUUAACCUCUAAAGGGGUCCACUAGUUAAUAAUCUCACAGGUGUUUAUGGAAUAAGUAGUUUAUCGAGACACAGUUCCACUGAUCACAUAGAAUGAAUGGAAUUCCCCAGUAAACUGAUAGUAGCUAACCCAUGACUGCAGGGUACCUAGACGCUUUAAUUGCUGUUUGACCAUGAAUCAUAAGCUGAAUGUUACAAAAACACAUAACAAGGUGUUGUGACUUUUUCUCUCUCUCUAUUUUUACAGGGACAGGAAGGAAUGGGCAGAUGUGACACCAUUACCACAAGAUGAUGGGCCUAAUCCAGUUGUUCAGAUUGUUUACAGUGACAAAUGUAAGUUGAAUUCCCAGUAAAUGUAUGUUUGUUUUACAUGUAAUCAGACAUUACUUUUUAAAUGAGUGACAGGUUUUGGCUAGUACAAGAUAUACACAAGGGAAUUUUUCUAUAUUUACCUUAAAGGACCACUAUAGGCACCCAGACCACUUUCACUUAAUGAAGUGGUCUGGGUGCCAAGUCCAGCUAGGUUUAACCCUUUCUGCUGUAAACAUAGCAGUUUCAGAGAAACUGCUAUAUUUAUAAAUGGGUUAAUCCAGCCUCUAGCGGCUGUCUCAUUGACAGCCGCUAGAGGCGCCUACGUGCUUCUUACUGUGAAAAUCACAGUGAGAAAACGCUAGUGUCCAUUAUGAAUGCUUUCCUAUGAGACUGGCUGAAUGUGCGCGCGGCUCUUUCCGCGCAUGCGCAUUCAGCCAAGGAGGAGGAGUGUCCCCCGCCCGGCGCUGGAGAAAGAAGUAAGUUUAACCCCUUCCUCUCCAUCCAGCCUGGCGAGAGGGGAGCCUGAGGGUGGGGGCACACUCAGGGCACUAUAGUGCCAGGAAAACGAGUAUGUUUUCCUGGCACUAUAGUGGUCCUUUAAUAAAGCUAAAGGGUUACUCCAACCACAGUGACCACUUCCUCUUUUAGAAGUGGUCAUGGUGGUAGGAAACACUACCCAGACUGAGAAAUCUGUACCCCUAGUAUAUGUGACACUGGCAGCCUUGAACCUAUUCCAGGCUGCCUAAUGUCAAUUCUGUGCAUGUUUUAUGUCCGUUGUCAGCAUGUUUAAAGAGGGAAUAUAGCUCAGAUAUGUAUGGGAUAGAGGAAUAAAAACACCCAUACUGGUACUGACGUUAUUUAGUUCAUUAACUGCAAAAAUGUUACAUUGGUACACUUGUCAUAAGACUUUGUAAGCCUUUGCGGUCUGUUCAAAUGGCAGACAACUCUGGCAUAAAUGUUGAUCUGAUCACAGAGCUUAAAAUCCAUAUCAGGACCGUUGUAGCAACAGAGGUAAUCUGACUUGCGUGCAUGAAAGUGUAGCCCCCUCUCUUCCCUUCCUCCUUCACAUACUUCAGUCAGUCUGCUCCCUCUGUGUGCUGCCACUCUACCCUUUACAGACAACAGUGGCUCUCUCUCCCUCUGUGCAGCUCCCCUCCCCUGCAUCAAUGUCUGCUGUCUUGUUACAUUAUUUGUAGUGUCAGCCCUCUCUCUAUUCAGCCUCCCUCGCCUUCACUUACAGUAUGCUGUCAGCUGUCCCUCCCUCCCCUGCAUGUGAUUGGAGCAGAGAACCUGAUGGAUGACAACAAAGGAGGCAUGGAACUCACCUGGGAAAGUUUGGCCCAGCUCUAGAUUGAAAGCGGCACUAAAUUUGUAUUUCAUAAAGAUAGCAUCUUUAUGAAAUAUUCAUUGUAACUGUUGCAAUUUCACUGAAAUUCCAACCAAGUCAAGAGAUAUACAGAGACAAAGUAAGGACUACAUUAUCUCUGUAUAUUUCCUCCGUCUGACGUUCUUAGCCUCUUAGCGGAGUCUAAGUGUAAAUUCCGACAAUCUCCACCAGUGAUUGAUGCAGGGAAUUGGCUCUAUCAAGGAUCAUCCAUAGACCUCAAAGUUGUACUCUCGCGCUGAAGCGUUGAGCUGAAGAGAAGUCGCUGGAAAAAAGAUGGCUGUGCCCACGAGGGACAGGUUCAAGGAAGUAAAUCUCACUUCUAUGCCACCGGACCCCCAUCAGUGAUGUCUAAAUUCGGCAAAGUCCUUAGGUCAGGGUUGCCCAACAGGUAGAUACCCAGAUGUUGUAGAACUACAACUCCCAUGAUGCUUUGCACGCCUUUAGAAUGCUUUUAGAAUGACAUAGCAUCAUGUAGUUCUACAACAUCUGGGGAUCUACCUGUUGGGCAGCCCUGCCUUAGGUGGUGAAAGUGCUGCUUUAAGGUAAGUUUUAAUCUAUUUUUGCAGGUUCUUGUUUAACAAACCUCAGAGAGACCAAGUAACAAAUGCUCAAUAUGGCAUUGUAAAGCCAAACACAUAAUCCUAAAUAAAGCGUUGGGAGUAGCCCUUUAAAGUAACAAACCAUGCCAUGGUGUUUCAAAGCCACUUUUUUUAAGGCACAUUUUAAAAACAUCCCUCCUGUGUAGCAGCUGUAAUGGAUGGCGUUUCACAUUACUCUCAGAAUGCCUUGAAGAAUAUGGAAAUGGGCAUAUUUUAUGUAUUCAUCAAUACCAUGCUGUAGAUGUGAUCGUUGGCCCUUUUUAAGUAAAUUUUUUUUAAAUUGUAAUUUUCCCUUCCUAUCUCUGUCUUUGUUCCAGUCAGAGAUGUUUAUGAUUAUUUCCGAGCUGUUCUUAAGCAAGAUGAAAGGAGUGAGAGAGCUUUUAAUCUGACGACUGAUGCCAUUGAACUGAAUGCUGCUAACUACACCGUAUGGUAAGUCAUAAUAUCUUAUUAUCAGCGAGGACGUCACGAGGAGUACUUAUCCUGUAGAUACCUAGAUAUGCAAGACAAGUGACACAAAUUCUAACUUUUAUAGCUUUGUCUCUUAUAGAAUUCCUCUUUCAUCUUGCAGAUCGCGCUUUCCUAUUUCACCUACAGUCAGACAAUAGAAUAAAAAAUAUAUAACAUACAGGUCAUAAAAAAACAGCUCAACUAAUGCUAUGUAAUGUUAAUAUAUGUAGCCAAUCAAUACUUCAAAUAAAACCAAAUAUAUUGUUUGAUACUGCUGUGAAGAAGAAGAGAGAAAAAAAACUAAAACGUACAAGUUUGGCAGGGGAACAUAUCACCGAUGAUUAGUGCUGGGACAGAGAAUAAUGCAAAUACAAUUUUUUUUUUUUUUUUAAAUGACAUGCUGACAGACAUACGUGUAUCGUCUAUUAUUGUUUUGUUGAUUCUAUAUAUAAGUAUCUACUAUAAGUGAGAGCAUAUCCAUAGGUAUUACCAUUUUUUUAUGUGUUUAUGUGUACCUGGCCUGUGCUCUUCUGAUUAGUUUCUAAACUCUAUACAUACAUUGUUGGGGAGGCCUAUCAAGAACUGUUUGUGUGAAAUGGGGUGGUUUGGUUAAGGUUUAUAAUGCAGAAACUGGCAAAACUUUUUUGUUGGGGAAGUAUAAUUCCUUUUCUUUCAUGUUUGUUGAAUUUUGUUAAUCUAGGCAUUAUCGUCGGGUCCUCUUGCAGUCAUUAAAGAAGGACCUUCAGGAGGAGUUGAACUAUAUCUCUGCAAUCAUAGAAGAUCAGCCAAAAAAUUACCAAGUCUGGUAAGAAAAUCUGAAUUCUCACCAUUGCUGUGACAUAUUCUGCAACGGGUUCUUUGAUAGUCUUUUAACUGGUCAAGUUUUAGGUUUGCAGUUGCAUAGCAGUGUUCAGAAGCAUGUGUGGAAAUGAACUAUUGCUUAGAAAAUCAGAUGGUAUCCCAAAUUAAUCAUAUAAUCUUACUACCUCGGAUAUAAGUCUGUCGUAAGCCACAUCAGAUUCAAAUGGCGACUGUUUGUGUUAUUUAGAGGGGAUAUGAUAACAUUAUACAAAUUUAUUCGGGGCCAGUACAAACCAUUAUCUGGAAAUCUGUUCAUAAACAGAGCUAUACAUAGGACAUGAGGUCACGCGUUUAUGCUGGAAGAAAGGAGAUUUAAAGGACCACUAUAGGCACCCAGACCACUUCAGCUUAAUGAAGAGGUCUGGGUGCCAGGUCCAGCUAGGAUUAACCCUUUUUUCUUAUAAACAUAGUUUCAGAGAAACUGCUAUGUUUAUAAAUAGCUUAAUCCAGCCUCUAAAGCCUCUAGUGGCUGUCUCAUUGACAGCCGCUAGAAGCGUUUGCGUGCUUCUCACUGUGAAAAUCACAGUGAGAAGACGCCAGCGUCCAUAGGAAAGCAUUAUGAAUGCUUUCCUAUGAGACUGGCUGAAUGCGCUGGGUUUUUUUUUUUGUUUGUUUGUUUGUUUUUUUUCAGUAAGAACUAUAAGGAUAUGGAAUUCUCCUAGCACCAUAACCACUACAUGAAAAAUCAAUAUAAGAAGCAUAGAUUUUAGUGUCCUCAAGUUAUGCAUCGACUCAAACAAAUCGAUGGCGAUCAGGACCGGCAGUUACAGGUUUUGUGAAUAUCUAAGUAGAAGUAAAGUAGUGUACGCUACGUCAACAGCAGUGAUAUGUAACUGUUUGUAAUUUUGAAAGUGUGGGCAUGUUAAAAACCGCAUAUUAUGAUUUAAAAGCUUGAAGAAUGCACAGUAAUUAAAGAAGAGUUAAUUUAAGGUUAGUGUUGUAGAUUAACAUUAUACAUUUUCUUCUUCCCCGCAGGCAUCAUAGGAGAGUGCUGGUGGAGUUAUUGAAGGACGGCUCUCAGGAAUUGGCCUUUGUUGCCGAUGUAUUAAGCCAGGAUGCCAAGAAUUAUCAUGCAUGGCAACACAGACAGUGGGUUAUCCAGGUAUCCUGCAUUUAUACACUAUAUUCCAGUAGCCUAAAUGGCUUAUAUUGUAUUACUGUUACAAUAAAGAAUUGUCUUGUUUCUGUUUUACACUGUAUUCUACCAGGAUACAAUAGUGCUGUAUGGGUCACUUGGCAAGCACAGGUGUAUAAAAUCAUAACCAGGACCUGAAAACAAGAGAAAUCUCAAUUUAUCCUUCCUGGUAAAAUAUUGUAUAAAUAAAUAAGUUCUGGUAAAUAAAUAGCAACUUUUCCCAUAAGAAUCAAUGAGAGAGCUGCCAUUAGCUGGCCGAUGCAUGAUUAUCUCUAGCCCUAUUCAUUCAAGUCACUUCAACUCGGAGGGCUGAAGCCACAUCAGAUUCAAAUGGCGACUGGAAAUCACAGGAAUUAUGGCAAAUAGCCUGCUAUGCCUUGCAGAAGAGGACAGUCACAUCAGAGUAAAACUGUGUUAAUUUAAAUAUCUUCAACAAACAUGGCCUCGUGUUUUGUUUUUUGUUUUGUUGUUUUUUUUUAAUUUGUGGAUUUUCUUUUCAAAUUAUUUAAUAACUUUAGAGAAAUCAAAAUCAUUUAAAUAAUUUUGAAAAGCUAAUUCAGUAAUAUUAAAUUGAAGCCUAUAUCUGUAAAAUAUAAUUUUUAUUUUUUUAUUUUUUUUGUUCUGCUUGAAGCAUAUGGAACUAUUAAAUUAUACUGUGUUAAUAUAUUUAGUUUUUAUGUGUUUGCAGGAGUUUAAUUUGUGGGAAGAUGAACUUCAGUAUGUCGACCUGUUACUCGCAAAAGAUCUCAGAAAUAACUCUGCCUGGAACCAAAGAUUCUUUGUCAUUUCGAAUACUACUGGUUACAGUGAUCCUCAAAUCCUAGAAAGAGAGGUGCAGUAAGUGAUACUUUUCUUAUCUUUGGUUCUUGGUUCCUAGACGCACUAUUUGACCAGCAGAGAUUUUCAUAACAAUGAACAGUGUUCACAACUGUUUCUUACACAUGUACGUGAUAUUAUAAUCAUUGCAAAUACCACUAUAAUUGGUUGCCACAUGCAGAGUGCGCGGUAACAUUUCCCCACUGCAGGCAACCCAUGCUGCUUAACAGUAUAUUGAUCCAAUCCAGUUUGAAAUCUUGACUGCCACUUUGGUCAAGAAGGAAAAAUAAUUUAAAAUUAGGACUUUAGCUUUUUUUUAUAACACAGAUGCGUCUAGUGAACACCAGAUAACAGUUUAAUAUUGUCACUAGGUAGAAUAUAACACAAUAGUCUAAAAACCUGAAUUUAUAUUCAGGAUGAUUUUAUAUACAGGCCAGUUGUUUUUAUGUGACCAUUAUGCUACAUCUUGCUAUUGAUUUAUAUUUUGCGUACUGCUAGUAUGCUGCAUGGUGCUGACCUUAUAAAACGCUUUUUAUAAAAUUAACUCACCCAUGGAUUUUCUAGCUAUAAUUUGAUUUUACUUUUGAUAAUUUGUUUUCCUAUCCUGUUAGGUAUGCAAUGGAAAUGAUCAAAGUAGCACCUCAUAAUGAAAGCGCCUGGAAUUAUCUCCGUGGGUAAGUCUUUUCGUCUUUAACAUAUAGCUGAAUACACGGGAAGGAUCUGUUAUACUAAGUGGGUGGUUAUUGAAGUACUGUAUACUUUAAAAAAAAAAAAAAGAGAAGCAUGGUUCAUUACCUUUUGUCUCUGUUACUAAAAGGGACCAAAUAGGGAAAAUAAAAAAUAAUAAAAAUUUAAAUAUUGGGAAUAUGUGAAACCCCAACAUUAAAGGACCAUUAUAGGUACCCAGACCACUUCAGCUCAAUGAAUUGGUCUGGGUGCCAGGUCCCCCUAGUUUUAACCCUGCAACUGUAAACCUAGAGAAACUGCUAUGUUUAUACUAGAGUUAAUCCUCUGACAGCCACUAGAGGCACCUUCAUGAUUUACACUGUGUAAAUCGCACUUAUUUGACGCUGGACGUCCUCACGGAGUCCAGCGUCAAAUAAGAUCCCUAUAGGGAAGCACUGAAUAAUGCUUUCCUAUGGGCAGGUUUGCAUGCGCGCCUCUGGCCGCGCAUGCGCAUCCGGCUCCACUUGGGACCUGAUGUCAGCAGGGGUAGGAGAGGUCACCAAAUGUCAGCCUGUGAGACGUGCUGGUAAAAACUAGGUUAAACCCGGAGAUACACUGCUUUCUACUCUUCUAUUAAAGGACCACUAAAGUCAUCCAGGCCACGUAAUCUCAAUGAAAGGGUCUGGGUGCAGUGUCCCUAUCCUUUUAACCACGCAGUGUUUAUAGUGGAACCACGACGCUGGAAAAAGGUAAGUAAAAAAAAUCUUAACUUUAUUAUAAUGUAUUGGAAAGGGGGACCUCUAUAACUAGAGACAAGAACUCUAAAGUGUUUGAAAUAAAAAACUGUAUCCCUAAUGCUUUAGUGUUCCUUUUAAAUCAAACCAGUGGAAGUCAAGUGAUUGAAAGCAACAUAGAUAACAUCCUAUUAUAAACUGACAUUUCAUUGUUUCCCACUAUUGAACAUUCUGAGCACUUGCAUUUGGAAUUCCUUUGAAAUCAAUCCAUAAUGUAAUAUGUGCAGAAUAGUUAUUUCACAUAAAAUGCAUUAGGAACUGUUUAUACACAGCAUGAGUGUGACAGCUCUGUUAGAAAUGGAUCACCAUGGAAACCAAUGGGAUGUUCAUGCCAAACUCAACAUUUUAAAACUUUGCCCCAGAUGAACCGCAGACAGCAAGAUUAAUGUGUCAAGUAGGUGAUUGGCAAUCAAGACUGCUCAAUGUUUUGCACCCUGUUUGCAGAUUCUUACUUUAUAUAAACAUUCUCACAACUUGAAUGAUUUAAAAACCUUUUACAACAUUUGCACUCUUGUAAUGGAAUUUCUAUUUCUUUUUCAGCAUACUACAAGACAGGGGCAUGUCCGAAUACCCUAACCUUUUGGAACAAAUCCGUGCUUUGCAGGAGACACACAGUUCUCCGUACCUUUACGCCUUUCUUGUAGAUCUCUACGAUGACAUGUUGGAGAAGAAAUGUCAAAAUGUUGAAGAGGCACUUAACGAGACACUAGAGGUUAGUGUUCUAUUUUCUUUUUAGUUUACAUUGAGAUUUAAACUGCAAUGUCUAGCAUAUGGUUCGAGAACAAUAUGAUUCUUUGUAUUUUAAACCAGAAAUAACCACCGUAAAGUAAGAACCAACAUUUGCUGCACCUUAGAUGGUAAAGAUUCAAAUUCUGUUUUUAAUGUUAAAAGAACACUCUGGGCACCAUACCAAUUCAAACUCCAUAAUGUUGCUAUGGUGUCUUGAGGUUAACCAGAAAUUGGUACUUUUAUAAGUUAACCUUGCUACACCCCCCAGGCUGUCAAUCAGACCACUGGUCCUGUUACUUCCAUGUUGUUAAGCUCAGUGGAACUAAACUUAAGAGUCAGGCAAUUGCUCAGAGCACCCACCUUGCAAAGACUUCUCAUUGAGCUGAAUUGGGAAAUCUGUGAUUGGACAGUCACAGAAAGUCUGGGUGGGGUUAGAAGGGGAGGGCAUGCAUAUGCUUCCGACAAGUGAUCUGCAGCUUUUGCAAGCAGUUUUUAGAUAACCCUCCCCAUCCCAUAUUUUCACUUGGGGUAUAUAAAAGGUGAUUUUUAUUUGUCCUGUAUUUUGGCAGUGGAAGGUCACUUUAAGGGGUUAUACUGAUUAGACGGGAUGUGAGAGAGCCUCGGUCUGAGGCUCCCAGCCUAUCACUGGCAUCCAUUUCAAGGCUUCCUCAUUGAAGCUACCGACGUUUCUGUCAGAUGGGGCAGAACGGUCGUUCACCAUCUACACAACUUUCAACUGUAAACGAUAUAACCACUUAAAGUUUUCUCCAAGGACCAUGACCACUUCAGUGAUUUGAAAUGACUAUGGUGCUUUGAGUCUGUAUGCACAGCAUUUCAAUGAAAUGCUGCACAUGCAGAGGUAUUUAAUGAUGCAGCCAGAGGUGUUACUCCACCCCUGGCAAAGUCAUUCGUUUGUCAUUAGGCAUUCUUGGUAAUGCUUUAAAGGAACACUCCGAGCACCAUAACCUCUGCCACCGUCUGUAGUAGUUAUAAUGGCGGAGUGCCUGGUGUACUCACAGAGUAAGUUCUCAUGCCAUUUAAAAAUGUAUGACAACGUACCUGGGUCAUGCCAGGUGCCCACUGCUGCCAUCAGUGAACACAUGCUGCAAACUGUGCAACCACUGUGAGCCAUGGAGUGAUGGCUUAUUGCCAUAGUCUUUCCUAUUAGUCAACUAGAGUAACAACUUAAUGACGUGCAAAAAUUACGCACAUCCUGUCACUGCCAAUUAAGGUCACAGGUUCACUGGCACAUACAUUUAUUUCCAAUAUAUGAAUGAGUGAACACAGAUGCACAACCUUGGAAUACUGAGCUGUAAAUUCUAGUGUCAACUCUGUAUGGUUAUGUAUGUGGGAUGUUUGUGUAUCUGUGACAUUGUUCUCCUUUUUAUUUCUCAGAUUUUUCAGUGUUCGCACUGUUUAACUGAAAUAUUAAAUAUUGAUAAAAAGUUAUUCUGAUGGUGGUUAGGCCACCUCUAAUGGAUUAUUUUUUUUUUCAAUGUAUUGUUUUGCAGCUGUGUGAAGUCCUUGCAAAAGAAAAAGACACUAUAAGAAAGGAGUACUGGCGCUAUAUCGGCCGAUCUUUGAAGAUCAAAUACGGAAAAAAUUCUCCGGAGAAAGGGGAACCAACAGUUGUUGAAAGUGUAUAACUUUUAAGGGGUUCAGAUUUAUUUUCAUGUAUCUAUUUAAUAUUUUUUUUUUUUUAAACUAUCUACUUGAAAUAGGACUGAGGCGUCACUGAUUCAUUGUAUAAUGUAGUUAUUGCACCUGCGUGAAAAGCUUGACUUAACCAAGCGGUAAAUAACCAAAUGAAAGCUGCGGGUGGACGCUUGUUGUUCAAUGUUCAGAGACCUCACAUAACACCACAUUCAGUAUGCUAGCAUAUUAAUCUGUAUGAUACGGAUAUUAAUUUGCUUUUUUGAAAUAUAGUACACUGCACAAGCUGUUGCUGGUGAACCCACAUAACUUUUUUCAUCUAACAGUUGUUAACUCAGGCUCUGCUUUGUAACAUACUUAAUGAAAACUAGAAUUGUGUUUGUAAGACUAAUUUAAAAUGUAAAAGUAAAAGGGAAAAGAACUGUGUCCAGCAAUUCAUUUCAUAGAGCAGCUGGUUUUUGUUAUUAUGCUUGGCUAAUACAUUUGUUAAACGUUGAUGUGCCUCGCAAAAUACUGACCAUAAAAUAAAAGAUAUAUUUGAGCAAUUUAUUUGCCUAAUAACGUAAUGUAAAUUUUAAAGCAAAGUCACUUUUCUUGCAAUAAAAAGGAGUAUGGCCAAAAAAAGUGGUAUUAUUGUACUGUAUCCAAAAGUGUUACUGUUCACGCAGAAUUAAAUUAAAAACAUUUUGAGCA